GCAUCGCCGGAUCCGUUGUCUGCCGCAGUGCGACCGACUCUGGAAAUAUCCUCCUCCCCUCUCCUGUUGACCCUCUCCGAGCGCCGCGGGGAAGCAGGCCUCGGCCUCUCUACUGUCAGCCUGGGCCUGGAGUAGGUGCAGUUCGGGCUCUGGUGGAAGCCCAUGGAGCCAGGGAUGUUUCAGGUGGAGUUCCCCAACUUCGGCAACAACUUGCUGAGGAAGCUGAACCAGCAGCGAAUGGAGGGCAAGCUGUGCGACAUCACCAUCCACCUCCAGGGGCAGAUGUUCAAGGCACACCGGGCGGUGUUGGCCGCCUCCUCGCCCUACUUCCACGACCAGGUGCUCCUCAAGAAUGCCAGUCGGAUCGUCCUGCCUGGCGUGAUGAGCCCCAAGGCCUUCGAGAGUGUGCUGGCCUCCUCCUACACCGGCAAGCUGACCAUCCUGUCUCCAGAAAUCGUCAGCUACUUGACGGUGGCCAGCUUCCUGCAGAUGUGGCACGUGGUGGACAAGUGCACGGAGCUGCUGCAGGAGAGCCAGUCGCCGCCCGCGCCCAGCCACCAGGCUGUCAGCCAGAACCAGUCACCCAGCAGCAGCAACUACCUCAGCCCUUGGCACGGCCCCGAGGCUGGGGCCAAUGUGCCGGCCAAGUUCGAGAGGCCCGAGGAGGAUGAUGUCAAGCAGGAAGACCACCACCACCACCAUCGCCACCACCACCACCAGGAGGAUGAGGACGAGGAGGUGGAAGAGGAAGAGGAGGAGGAGGAGGAAGAAGGUCAUAAAGCUUCUCCGAACCGGGAGACGGAGCAGGACAAUGUCAUCAGCAACUCGGCUGAGCGGGACAAGUUUGGGGUGGAGGGCUGUGGCGGCGGGGGGUUAGGGGACGGUGCCGACUGCCCUUACCCUGCACCGGGCUUGACACCCCACAAACGCUGGGCGCUGGUGAAGCCCGGCAAAUCAGAGGAGGGCAGUGAGGAGGAACGUCCCUUCCACCCGGCACCGGGCAGGAGGAAGAAGCAAGAGGUUACGGGGUUGGGGGCUGAGCAUCAUGAGGCCGGCCACUUCCCGGAGCACAACUCACUGGCCGAGGAGUAUGACGAGUUUGCCGAGGACCCCGGCUAUGAUGAGCCCGUUGACUACUAUGGCUCAUCGGACGACUUCCACUUCGAGCGGGCGGUAGUGGGCGGAGGCGCCGGCGGUGGAGGUAGCCCGAAUGGGGCGGUGCUGCCGGGCAGUGAAAUCCAGGAGAAUGGGGCGUACGGCGUGCUGGGCGAGCCGGGACCCAGCUCCUGCCAGCCGCCUGCUGCCUCCGACUUCCCUGGUGGCGUCUACAAGCUCUACCCUUGCCAGUGCGGCAAGAGCUUCGCCCACAAGAGCCAGCGUGACCGGCACAUGAGCAUGCACCUGAACGUGCGACCCUUUGGCUGCCCCAUCUGCAGCAAGAAGUUCAAGAUGAAGCACCACCUGAUGGGCCACAUGAAGAUCCACACCGGCCACAAGCCCUAUGAGUGCCACUACUGCGGCAAGAAAUUCAUGUGGCGUGACAGCUUCACCCGCCACCGCAACGCCUGCGCCAAGCUGUACCACGCUGCCGCUGCCCCCCUCCCGGACCUCGACCUUCCCUCCGACCUCAGUGGCGCAGCCGAUCUCUGACCCCGGCUUCCCGGGCCAAGGGUGGGGUCGGAGGUGGGGGUUCCCUGCCCUUCUGACCAAAGAGAAAGGGCUGCUGGCGGGGCUGGGGCUGGGAAGGGGGGGCAGGUGGGCAAUUCAUGCUGUCUCCAGUCUGGAAGAGCUGGCAGGAUUACUGAUGAGAGCUGGUGGAACCAGCAAAGUCAAGCGUUUAAACCCUACACAUUGGAUCGGAUCAUACUGACAAUUUUAGCAAAAGUUUAGUAUUUAACUAUAUAAGAUAUGCAUAUACUGUAUAUGUAAAUUCUGGUGCUGUGCAUUGAAGUAUUUUUUACAGUCACCCUCGCUUUUGAUAUUUAUGGGACUCAAACUGAGAUGCUCAGCGGAUCUCUCAAGUGUCUGGGGUGAGAGGAGGAGGAGGACAUCACCGCUUUGUUGUAGGAACCAUGUCGACCAUGGCUCAGCGUGAAAGUGACUCUCCCGGUGUCAUGGGAGUGCAGCACUGCCACAAGCACUGUCUCACAGACUAGACUUUGUCCCUAGGGGGUGGGGGGGGGGGUGUGGAUGUUGGAGACUUUGCAGCCGCUCCUUUGACAGGCGUUGUGGCUGUUUAUUUAAUCCGUCAACUCAUGGAUCUGUUUAUCGUACGCGACGUUUCUGGGAUCUUUCUGCCUGUGAAUUGGCUGCAGUACUUCCAUGCUGACUAACCACAUUAGAAAGUAUUGUCGGUGCUUCAGAAAUGUCAUGACGCUCAGGAAAAGUAUUAAGUGUUUGCAAAUUCUUUCUAAACAAGGAAAGAUUCAACAACAAGCAUACCCUUCCCAGGCCCACCAAGAACCUUUGUCCCUGCGGGUAUCUUCCUUCCCUCUUGUUCAGUUCUCCAGCAUCGACAGUAUUUUAACUUUUUAUUUUGUUGUGUUUUUAGCUAUUUAUGUGAACCUCUGUUGAGAUGUAAUUCUUCUUGUGAAUAAAAGACAUUUCCGCUGACUGGGUUCAAGAUCGCCUGCUGCUGUGCA
Molecule: messenger RNA, 2642 nt
Organism: Mobula hypostoma (lesser devil ray)
Lineage: Eukaryota; Metazoa; Chordata; Chondrichthyes; Myliobatiformes; Myliobatidae
Product: zinc finger and BTB domain-containing protein 43-like
Exons: 2
Coding region: 163-1650 (495 amino acids)
Biological process (GO): regulation of transcription by RNA polymerase II
Molecular function (GO): RNA polymerase II cis-regulatory region sequence-specific DNA binding; protein binding; DNA-binding transcription factor activity, RNA polymerase II-specific
Source: RefSeq, a predicted model, not a curated record